AUGUCCGAACACGAUCGCCGCUCACAGAGCCGCGACACCUUCAUGAUGUCCGGCGCCAGAGCUGACGAUGAGACGCUCGGCCAAGAAAUGGACGACAACGCCGAGCCUACCACUCAUAUCUUUCAAUCCAUCGAGAAUGGCCCCACUGAUCCAGCCAACAACUUGGACGGAUACCAUCCCCAAGUCCAGGAGUCCAACCCGAUGCCACCUCCUCGACAGGCCAGAUGUGAUUCAGUCGCGACCAGCAUAACAGAUUGUAAUUCCCCAGACGUCAUUGCAAACCUCUUGGGAUCGCAGCUGGGCAAUGGCAGAGCAUCCGUUCGGCCCUCACCAAGACCUUCUCCAGUUCCACGUGCGUUGAACUUGGGCAACUCUGUGCUCAACCGGCGCUCCGGCAAGAGCUCUGACGCGAGCUCGCCAGGCGUCGGGUCGUCGAACAGAGACAGGGCAUUGUCCAGGCAGCGCGAACUUGCCAACCGCUUCCAGACUUCUCAUGACGAGCAAGCCGCGAGGAUGACUAGGCCUCUUCCACAAAAUGCGAACAACGUGGGAAUUUCAUCCAGCUUCUCUGAUGCGGUGACGCGCUACGAGUCGGCUGACUUCACCGCCUCUCGUCCGAGCCUGCAGUACAAGCAUCGUAAGGGCAGGCUGAGUCGCGAUGAAGAGCUGCGCUGGAUCCACAUGGAAUCCCAUGGUCGUAUUCAAAAGCAGCAGCGAGGUCGCUCGGUGACGCCUGCUGACGACGAUGACGACGAGGACCAUGAUGCUCGAGCAAAGAUAUUCAGUGACAUGGUGAGGGCCUUCCAAGAGAAGCGGCAAAACAACGAGGCCACGGUGGAGGAUGAGAUCCAGUUCAAUCAUUACCAGCAGAAGGAGAACGAGCGACUCGAACGCCUGAAUGCAGCACAAUCUGGCACCCGUCGCUCGACUCCCAGCAAUGCCAGUGGGUUGUUCGUCGACGGUCAUGCCACUCCACAGCGAGGUUAUCAAGGUUUUCGUGGGGAUAGGUCGAACAUCCCACGAGGCAAGUUUCCUCGCAACAAGUUCGUCAUGAGUUCCAAGAUGGCCCAAAAGAGGGCAAAGAAAGCCGCCAAGGCCGGCCAGAUGCCUAAUAGAGCCAACCCUGGUGCGGCACCCAAGAAGGGCCAUGGCGACGAUGGCCGCGGUCGCAACUUUGAGUUCGGCGACUACUUCCUCAAAGUCACCGCAAACGAAGAUCGUCCAGAUGUCAUCGAGAUGUAUCUCGAUCACGUUGCGAACGAAGUCGCAGUCGAGAUUCAGAAGAAGGGCACGAUGCCAGUCUAUGGCAGUGUACCCCUCAAAGACCGUCUUCGCAAGAUUCGCAAGGCCUGGUACACGAAGACGAAGGACUUCAGUCGGAGGUAUGGGCUGGAACCACCCCCGAAGCGCAACAAGCUCGAUGAAGAGGAUAAGCGCUUCAACCGGAUGAAGUCCAAGAUUUACACCAAGAUGCGUGCCGGCCAGCUGCAAAUCGACGAGGCCAGUCGUUUCGCCGUGGAGGCCAACAUCGAGAUGUGUCGCUGGCGGGCCAAGUAUCAUCAGGCCAUUGGCAACGCCAACGCCCCUUCCAACCUCCCAGACUUGAGCGGUCUUGAUGGCCUCAAGCUGCCAACGACGGAGGAGUUCGACACUGCGUACAAGCCUAAGUACGACAAGAUUUUGGAAUUCUUGGGCCAGAUGUUUGCCGAAUGUCAAGACCGCAUUCGACUGAACCAGGACCGUGUUUUCGGCAUAUUUGCCACGGUCGAGCUUUCCGACACGUACGAUCAGGAGAGCUCUGAUGAUGACGAGGAUGGGGAAGAAGAAGAAGAGAGUGCAGAGGAUGCGGCAAUUGCUGCUGCCCUGGCGGCCGACAAGGCGGAUGCCAGUGCUCAGGCGUCGAGAAGUGCUCAUGCGUCGAGAGAUGCUGCGACGGCCGCAGCUGCUGAGGAUGAUGAGGCACUGCUCCCCGAGAACUUCGUGUAG
Zasmidium cellare ATCC 36951 is the source of this 1986-nucleotide messenger RNA. RefSeq lists its product as uncharacterized. The record is from RefSeq and is a predicted model, not a curated record. The coding region runs from base 1 to 1986 and encodes 661 amino acids. Lineage: Eukaryota; Fungi; Ascomycota; Dothideomycetes; Mycosphaerellales; Mycosphaerellaceae. The transcript is spliced from 2 exons.